Daucus carota subsp. sativus is the source of this 405-nucleotide messenger RNA. RefSeq lists its product as uncharacterized. The transcript has a single exon. Bases 1 to 405 code for a protein of 134 amino acids. Lineage: Eukaryota; Viridiplantae; Streptophyta; Magnoliopsida; Apiales; Apiaceae. The record is from RefSeq and is a predicted model, not a curated record.
AUGGAGCAGUUGAAACCUCAACUUUUUUCUACAAUUCCCACACUCCCUCCCAAACCUAACCCAUCUGCAUUUAUCAUGGGAAAUUGCAUGGACACAUACUCAGUAUUCUUCCAAGAAAAACAUGAAACGGAGAAAGAUCGGAGUGAAGAUUCGGGGGAGUUUGUGAAGGAGAGCCGGGGAUUUGAGGAGGCGACAACGAAGGUGAGGAUCAAAGUGGUGUUAUCGAAAGAGGAGUUGGAGUGGCUUGUUUUGGAGCUGGAGAAUGGGAAGAAUGAGAAGAGUUUGGAGGAUAUUUUGGAGGAGAUAGAGAGUAGUCGAGAGAGUUAUAGAGGGAAGAUUGUGAGCUGGAAGCCUUCUCUGGAGAGUAUUAAAGAGAGUCCUGAAGUUGUUGAAAUGGAAAGAUAA